Molecule: messenger RNA, 3420 nt
Organism: Talaromyces rugulosus
Lineage: Eukaryota; Fungi; Ascomycota; Eurotiomycetes; Eurotiales; Trichocomaceae
Exons: 3
Biological process (GO): protein import into nucleus; mRNA export from nucleus; positive regulation of DNA-templated transcription
Cellular component (GO): nuclear pore outer ring
Molecular function (GO): structural constituent of nuclear pore
Source: RefSeq, a predicted model, not a curated record
CCAGAUACGAGUCCUCCUUCUACCCCCGACAAAUCGCGCAGUCUCUUCAGCAAUCCAUCGACAACACCCGCCGGCCCGCCGCCCUCAUCCACCGCGUCGUUUGGCAUGGCGAACUCCUCGACCUUUGGGCAGUCCCCAUCCGGGUCGCGAUCGAAUUUCAGCUUUGGCGAGUCCAAAUUUGGCCAGUCUGAUAAUUUCGGCGGCAAUGAUUCACUGUUCUCCUCGCUCUCUUCAUCGAAGCUCCCCCCGCUACAGAAUUCGCUUUUCUCGGGGUCAUUUGCCAACCAACUUGGAGGAUUCAAACCUGUGAAUGCGGGUGGGAAUAACCUCAAGGUACGAAAUCGGAAGCCGCAUAAUUUGAGCCAGAUGAGCGCGGCAACAGAGGACUGGGAAGAUGAAGAUGGCGACGGAGAGGAGAUAGACGAAGAGGAGUUUGAGGAAGAGUAUGAGGAUGAAGAAGAGAAUGAAGAAGUCGACGAAGAGUACGAAGACGAGGAAGAAGGACAGGAAGUGUUUGAGGAGGAAUACGAAGACGAUAUGGAAAUGGAACCUACAAACAAUACUUUCUCAGGCUCGCAAUUCGGGCUUUCAAACAUGUCGUUCGGCCAAAGUGGUGGUCGAAAUGCAGCCGUCCCGCAAAAGCGAAUUUAUUCCAACCCUGGUAACGCAAAGCGCGCCAAGAUUGACGAGCAAUGGGCGGCAUCAUCUCCAAUUACUGCGAAGACGAAGCCUAUUCCACCGAAGAAACCUUCGCAAUUUCCAGCAAUUGCCCGCGACAUGGCCGCUCGAACUAGAGCUGCAGCUGUGACCGAGACUGGUGACGUGGUGCUUCCAACAGACGAAUACGUUGGAGAGCUGUUAGACAAACUGCAAGGGCCUGGUGUUGGCGAUACUGAGGCGGCCGCUCUGUUCUCCCAAACCGUUACCGCCCUGACAGAUCUAUGGACCAUGGCAAGCAUAAAUGAGCGACAGCGCGCCGGCGAAUACAGACCUCAUAAUCGCUUCGGGCCAGGCGAAAACGCAACCGGUAUUGAACAGGCUACAACUGUCGCGUCCUUACUAUUGCAACUUCACCACCCUCCCUCAAAAUAUGCUUCUCGCGGAUUUUUUGGAGGGUCAGCCCCUUCAAACAACCGAAGUUUGAUUCCCUCAGGAUCCGGGGUGAAGACUUCUAUCCCAACCCCCAAGGUCCUAAUCAGUUGGCUCAACGAGAACCAUUUAGGCUCGGCGCAAGAGGUUGAUGCUUUGAAGCAGAUGAGUCCCAACGCAACCGCGUCGCCGGAUUUCUGGGGCAUCGUUCAGGCGGGAGUUUUACGCGGCCGAUUCGGCGACAUGGCCUCACUGCUUCGGUCCGCGGACUUUAAUUACGCUCGGUCUGCAUUGCAAGAUGGAAUUCCUCAAGCUGGAUACCGUGGGGCGCAGCUGCAGAGUAUUCAAAAGGUUGUCAACAAAGCCAUCCAGAUGCUGGAAUUAUCUCCGCUAAACCAGGAAGAUGACUGGGAUAUCGCCGGUUUCGAAUGGGCAGCAUAUAGAAAACGCGUGCGCUCUGCACAAUUAGAGCUUCAAGAUUUUGCCGAGGGCGAGGAAGAGCCGCAAGUACCAUCUGGUCCUCGCUUUGAGGCGUCCAAUUUUGGGGUUUCUGGUAAUUUCAGUGCUGGCCAAACCGGAUUAUCGUUCACACAGUCAUUGCGCAUGGCCGAGAGUCGGGUGCCAUGGUCGAUCUACCAGGGCAUCAAAACCAUUUAUGGUACCAUCCUUGGAGAAACCGAGGCAAUUACGUCUGUUGCUCAGGACUGGUUUGAGGCGACGAUUGGGUUGACAGCUUGGUGGGAUGGUGAAAAUGAUAACCAGUCUCUUGGAGCUUCUUUUUCCGCGAACGAACAUUUGCAAGAAAUGUACCUGCGACGUCUCUCUUCUAGCUUUGGCAUCGUGGCGGAUAGUGAAAAUGCCAGGUACCGACCCGAUCCUUUCGAUAGAUUGCAUAUCGGGGUGGUUUGCGUGUUUGAAGGUGAUGUGAAGGGAGCGUUGAGACUACUUGAAACCUGGUCAUUAUGUGUCGCUACCGCUGUGGCAGAGAUAGCACAUGAGAGUGGAUGGCUGGACUCAGGGCCCGAAUCUCUACCGGGUUUCAGCGAAGACGAUCUGAUGGUGCUGUCUUACGGACAGGACAGCGGCUCUGCUGUUGAUGAGUUGACAAAAGAUGAUAUCCUAGACUCUUAUGCCUAUGGUCUAGGGAAUAGGGACAAGUUCCAGCACAAUGGAUUAACCCGCAAGGGGUGGCAGAUGGCCCUGGAGAUGCUCAGCAGAAUCGAGGAUUCAAGGAGAACGAGAGAACGAGUAUCGGAACUGUUAGAUGUUAUUCCAGUCGACACGUUGGAGCAAGUUGAGCAGGUCAUCAUAAUGUGUGGUGACCUAGGUUUUGAGGAUGAAGGGCGCAAGAUCGCUGCGAACUAUGGCGAACAAAUCAUGGCAGAAGCGGGGUCCAAGAAGGACUGCGAUUACGGGCUAGCGAUGAUCUGCUUCGCUCGAGCACGGUCUAUCCGAAAAUUAAAGGAAAUCGCCAACAACUUGAUUGCCUAUUCUCUUCAACAAUCUCGGGCUUGGCCACCGGACGAGCAGCUCGGAGGGCAAUUGCGGUCUCUGGUCAAGAAUCCCAAAGUGUGUUUGUCGUCGAUCGCCAAAGUCGACGAGGAUGCGGCCGGUAUCCUUCAAUUCUACGCCAGUGGGUAUGCAACCCUGCGUCGGUUUUAUGAUCUUCGCGAUGAGCAGGCUCAGAGUAAAAUGCGGCCAUUGGCACGAAAGCGAGCUGCGGCCGAAGCGCUGGUGGCAGUGAUUCGAAGCUCGGCGGACAGCAUUUACGGUGGACUGUACGACCCGGAACGAGACUCUGCCGUUCUUGUUGACAAUCUUUUGUCUCUUCUGGGUGAAGUCUUGGUUUUUGUCAACGAUUCUCCAUCCUCCAUCCUCUCCGUAGAGCAACAGUCCAUCAUCCUAGCCGCAAUUGAAGACCUCGAGACCGUUGCACCGCGCGUCUUUGCAGCCGUGCAAGAAUUUUUCUACGAAUGUCUGAACGAAUACAUCUUUGAAAAAACCGGAGAAACACGCAAAGGGCCGUCUUCUUCUAGCGGUCUCCAAAAAUCUACGUCUGGCCUGACGACAUCCAGUACCUUUUCCAUGGUUGGCAGUGAGAUGAUGGUUGACCCUAUGGCCAACGGAUCCACCACAACAAACGACAAGGACGGUGACGCAUUGGUCCCACGACCAGACACGACGCGCGAAUACGCAAAAUCUAUUCAGAGAGGAUGGGAUUGGCGAGCUGGUCUUGCCGAAUCUGGUGGUGAUGAAGACGAGAUCAAGCCGGAGAAUAAAGUCCUACGGAUUCUGAGGCUGAGACUUGCAAAGGGGAUGGUUUGGCGGUAG